CACUCACACUUUUUUUCUUUUUUCUUUUUUUUUUUAAAAAUCACACUCUCUCCUUCUCUCUCUUCUGUUAUUUAUACUCGCUAGUCCAACUCUUUCCCCUUAACCUCCAUAGCCUCUCUGCCAUGGAAGCUGAACCCAAAUCCGUUCUCUUCUCCUUCUUCUUCCUCAUUUCCCUCUGUGCAGGUCUCCGUUACCAGACUCUGAGUCCAGGGACUCUCCCCAUCCCAUCCAAGCUCAACCCCGAUGUCUCAUGGACCGAAUCCGAGACCGUAACCCUACCUGAUUCUGCCCAAGCGGAGACCCAAACCCAAUCCACCCUCGCCCUCUCCCUCCGCCUCGAGCACAUUGAUGCCUUGGCCUCCGACCUCACCGCCGAGUCCCUCUUCAAGCUCAGACUCGACCGCGAUGCUAUCCGGGUCGGAUCCCUCCUCGCUAAGGCCGCCGGCGUCCCCUUCAAACAAACCCCCGGCGAACACUUCAGUAGCUCCAUCAUCUCCGGCCUCGCGCAAGGCAGCGGCGAGUACUUCACUCGCUUGGGCAUCGGAACUCCUCCGACGUUCGAGUACCUGGUUCUCGAUACCGGAUCCGACAUUAAUUGGAUCCAGUGUAAACCCUGCGCCAGAUGUUACAAUCAGACGGAUCGGCUCUUCGAUCCGGCUAAGUCUCAUACCUACGCCGCAGUCCCUUGUAGGUCAGCACAAUGUCAAAAGCUGGACAGCUCCGGAUGUGAUCGGCAGAAGCAAAGGUGCCUCUAUCAGGUGUCCUACGGCGACGGGUCGUUCACCGUCGGCGUGCUCUCCACUGAAACGCUGACGUUCCGGCGGACGAAGAUUGCGAAUGUGAUGAUUGGGUGCGGCCACGACAACGAGGGAUUGUUCGUCGGCGCCGCUGGAUUGUUGGGGCUCGGCCAGGGGAAACUUUCUUUCCCGGCCCAAGCUGGCGCCCAGUUCAAGCAAAAGUUCUCGUACUGCUUGGUGGACCGUUCGGCGUCUUCGAAGCCGUCUUCGCUGUUAUUUGGCGAAUCGGCGGUGUCGCACAGGGCCCGCUAUACUCCUCUAGCCCCAAACAAAAAGCUCGACACCUUCUACUACGUCAACCUCCUCGGAAUCAGCGUAGGCGGGUCUCCAGUCCGGGCAAUUACUCCGUCGCUGUUCAAGCUCGACCAGAUUGGAAACGGAGGAGUCAUAAUCGACUCGGGGACCUCGGUGACCCGACUCACCAUGCCGGCUUACACCGCCCUGCGCGACGAAUUCAAGAAAAAAACGAAGAAUCUGAAACUGACAGACGGAUUCUCUCUGUUCGAUACGUGCUACGACCUGAGGGGGAAGGCGGAGGUAAAGGUGCCGACGGUGGUAUUGCAUUUCGAGAACAAGGUGGACAUGUCGCUGCCGGCGACGAAUUACCUGAUUCCGGUGGACAACGAGGGGACUUUCUGCUUCGCCUUCGCCGGAACGGCGAGCGGGUUGUCGAUAAUUGGGAAUAUACAGCAGCAGGGAUUCCGGGUCAUGUUCGAUUUGGCGAAAUCCAUGGUCGGGUUUUAUUCGGGCGGGUGCACAUGACUUGCGCGUGCUCCGUGUCAAGGGGUGAGGAACAUGGAACAAGGAAGGCACUCUUUCUCUCUCGCUUGCCGUCCUUGAAAAAAAAAAAAAAGAAGAAGAAUUUGUGUUUUGUUUUUUGGGGGGUAAAAAUGUUGAACUCCCAUCCGAGAAAAUAGAGAAGGAAAAAGGAAAAGUAGAGAAGGAAAAACUCGGAUUGUGCAAUGUUGUGUUGUUUGUUGUAAGCUUGUAUUAAAUUAAGAAAGGGGGUUAAGGGUAAUGAGUGUGAUCAAUAUGGAAAAUUGAAGGCAGACGCGCAUUCCCAGUAAAUAAUAGUGAUUUGUAUGGAAAA
Messenger RNA from Malania oleifera, 1887 nucleotides. Its product is annotated as aspartyl protease family protein 2. Lineage: Eukaryota; Viridiplantae; Streptophyta; Magnoliopsida; Santalales; Ximeniaceae. Gene Ontology annotation, molecular function: aspartic-type endopeptidase activity. The coding region runs from base 123 to 1559 and encodes 478 amino acids. The transcript has a single exon. Gene Ontology annotation, biological process: proteolysis. The record is from RefSeq and is a predicted model, not a curated record.